AUGUACAAUUUUACUAAGGGUACAAAUAAUACCGAUAUAGAUAUUGAAAACACAGAUUCCGCUUGUCUUUCACAUGUGUCCAUAGCCAGUAGCAGUCCUUCAAACUCGUUGAUAAACUGGAUCCGGAUGCAGCUAUGGACGGAGUCUGUUGUCAGUAUCGUUUCUUCUGGCACCCUUAAAUUCUCUUGUAGAAAUCCCGGAAACGGCCAAUCAGAAAAAUUUCCCGAUCCCGGAAUACUUUG
Molecule: messenger RNA, 242 nt
Organism: Cetraspora pellucida
Lineage: Eukaryota; Fungi; Glomeromycota; Glomeromycetes; Diversisporales; Gigasporaceae
Source: the annotation of a GenBank genome assembly